Piliocolobus tephrosceles (Ugandan red Colobus) is the source of this 6012-nucleotide messenger RNA. RefSeq names its product activator of transcription and developmental regulator AUTS2 (gene AUTS2). The record is from RefSeq and is a predicted model, not a curated record. Bases 1673 to 4102 code for a protein of 809 amino acids. Lineage: Eukaryota; Metazoa; Chordata; Mammalia; Primates; Cercopithecidae. The transcript has 15 exons.
CCGAGAGCUGCGAGCGUCUGGAGGAGGCGCGCUCGGCGCAGUCGGGGAGUGAAGUCCGGAGAAAGGGGCCCCCGUGCUGCCGCCGCCCCCUCCUGCCACCGUCCAGCUAGGGAGCCCGCGGCGGCCGCCGAUGGAGUUCACUUGAGCUGUGAUCCGGCGGGAGAGGCAGGCGCCCGCGAGCCGAGCGCGGGCCGGAGCCCAGCCAGCCCCGGGCGCUCACCCGCCAGCCCGCAAGCUCCGGCCAGAGGCGCCGCCGCCCCGCGCUCCGUCGUUGUUGCGCCUCCCGGGCCGCGCGCCAGCGAGAUACGCACAAAAUCGACUCCCGGAGCGGCUCCCUCCAGCACCGCGGCGGGCCCAGGACCAGGCAGCCCGCGGCGCGGCUGGAGAGGCGGGACCGGCUGUCGGGGAGCCCCGGGCGGUCGCCGGGGAGAAGCCGCCGCGCGCCCUCCUCCUCCUCCCACUCCCUCCUCCCUCCCUCCGCACAUGGUCUCCUUUGUCCUGUCGCCGCCGCCGCCGCCUCGCUCUUAGCUCCGCGCGCCGCGGCGGCGGCUCGGGCCGCUCCUGUCUGCCUCACCCUCCCGCCGGCCGGCCCGGGACGCGCCCCGCUAGCCCCCGCCGCGGCAGCCCGGCCCCGCGCGCCGCAGGAGCGGCCGCGAGACAGUGGCGAGCGCGGGCCGGGAGAUCUCGGCGGGCGCGCUCCUCCCGCCUCCCGGGGCCUCGGCCGCGCUGGAUGUGUGCGCGCGGCGCCGGCUCUCCGCCGCGCCGAAGCUGUUGCCUGGUUCGGAUCUGGUUCGGCGCCUCCGCUCUCGGACUUUGGCGAAGAAGGAGCCCAGAGACUUGUGGACCGAGCCCGGUCGGGAGUUGGGCGUUUUCUCUUCGUGUGAUUUGGUGGUUUCCCCCCUGGUCUUUGACGAUCGCCCUUCGGGAGCCCUGCUAAGGAACCAAACCAUGAACUUAGGGCUGACCGGACCGCUUAACCCUUUGCGACCAGGCGUCGGAUGCCAGCUCUGAAAAACUCUUCAACACUGUUAUUGUAAACAAAGAUCUGGAGUUAGGUGUUGGCACGCUACCAGAACAUGACAGCCAGGAUGCAGGGCCGAUUGUCCCCAAGAUAUCGGGUCUAGAGAGAAGCCAGGAGAAGAGCCAGGACUGUUGCAAAGAGCCCAUCUUUGAGCCUGUGGUGCUUAAAGACCCCUGCCCUCAGGUCACACAGCCGAUACCCCAACCCCAGACGGAGCCCCAACUCCGAGCUCCUUCUCCAGACCCUGACUUGGUGCAGCGCACAGAGGCCCCACCUCAGCCCCCACCUCCAAUUACACAGCCACCGCAGGGCCCUCCUGAGGCCCAGCUCCAGCCCGCCCCGCAGCCUCAGGUGCAGAGGCCACCCAGGCCACAGUCCCCCACCCAGCUGCUCCAUCAGAACCUCCCACCUGUGCAGGCCCACCCCUCCGCUCAGAGCCUCUCCCAGCCGUUGUCAGCCUACAACAGCAGUAGCUUAAGCCUCAACAGUUUAAGUAGCAGAAGCAGCACUCCAGCAAAGACUCAGCCCGCCCCUCCUCACAUCUCCCACCACCCCUCUGCCUCCCCAUUCCCCCUCUCCCUGCCCAACCACAGCCCCCUGCACAGCUUCACACCCACCCUCCAGCCCCCCGCACACUCACAUCACCCCAAUAUGUUUGCCCCUCCCACUGCUCUGCCUCCUCCACCACCACUGACAUCAGGAAGUCUGCAGGUGGCUGGACACCCGGCCGGGAGCACUUACUCAGAGCAAGACAUCUUGCGACAGGAACUGAACACUCGUUUUUUGGCCUCUCAGAGUGCUGACCGCGGGGCUUCACUGGGCCCUCCGCCCUACCUGCGGACCGAGUUCCAUCAGCACCAGCACCAGCACCAGCACACCCACCAGCACACGCACCAGCACACCUUCACGCCGUUCCCCCACGCCAUCCCGCCCACCGCCAUCAUGCCGACGCCAGCACCUCCCAUGGUGCGUACCCCAGGCAGAAAUUUUGACAAAUACCCUACAAAAGUUGACCCAUUCUACCGGCACAGUCUCUUCCAUUCCUAUCCUCCUGCAGUGUCGGGCAUCCCCCCUAUGAUCCCGCCCACUGGCCCUUUUGGUUCACUACAAGGAGCAUUUCAGCCGAAGACAUCCAACCCUAUCGAUGUCGCUGCUCGACCUGGGACAGUCCCACACACUUUACUACAAAAGGACCCGAGGUUGACAGAUCCUUUCAGACCUAUGUUAAGGAAACCAGGGAAGUGGUGUGCUAUGCAUGUUCACAUCGCCUGGCAGAUUUACCACCACCAACAGAAAGUCAAGAAACAGAUGCAGUCAGACCCACAUAAGCUGGACUUCGGACUGAAACCUGAGUUCCUGAGCCGCCCUCCAGGCCCCAGUCUCUUUGGAGCCAUCCACCACCCCCAUGACCUGGCACGGCCUUCAACUUUGUUCUCUGCCGCUGGUGCUGCACACCCAACUGGGACCCCUUUUGGGCCACCUCCUCAUCACAGCAACUUCCUCAACCCUGCUGCCCACCUAGAGCCUUUUAAUCGGCCGUCUACAUUCACAGGCCUAGCGGCCGUUGGUGGCAAUGCCUUCGGGGGACUUGGAAAUCCUUCCGUUACACCCAACUCAAUGUUCGGCCACAAGGAUGGCCCCAGUGUGCAGAACUUUAGCAACCCUCACGAACCCUGGAACCGGCUGCACCGAACGCCUCCGUCGUUCCCGACCCCUCCGCCCUGGCUGAAGCCAGGGGAGCUGGAGCGCAGCGCGUCCGCUGCAGCUCAUGACAGAGAUAGAGAUGUAGAUAAACGAGACUCAUCUGUUAGUAAAGAUGACAAAGAAAGGGAAAGCGUCGAGAAGAGACACUCCAGCCACCCUUCACCAGCACCUAUCCUCCCGGUGAAUGCCCUGGGACAUACCCGCAGCUCCACUGACCAGAUCCGGGCUCAUCUGAACACUGAGGCUCGGGAGAAGGACAAACCCAAAGAGAGGGAGAGAGACCACUCGGAAUCCCGCAAGGACCUGGCCGCCGACGAGCACAAGGCGAAAGAGGGCCACCUGCCCGAGAAGGACGGGCACGGCCACGAGGGGCGCGCCGCGGGCGAAGAGGCCAAGCAGCUGGCCCGGGUGCCGUCUCCCUACGUGCGGACCCCGGUGGUGGAGAGUGCCAGGCCCAACAGCACCUCGAGCCGGGAGGCCGAGCCGCGCAAGGGUGAGCCGGCCUACGAGAACCCCAAGAAGAGCUCCGAGGUCAAGGUGAAGGAGGAGCGGAAGGAAGACCACGACCUGCCUCCAGAGGCCCCGCAGACCCACCGGGCCUCGGAGCCGCCGCCUCCCAACUCCUCGUCCAGCGUGCACCCGGGGCCCCUGGCCUCGAUGCCCAUGACGGUGGGGGUGACGGGCAUUCACCCCAUGAACAGCAUCAGCAGCCUGGACAGGACUCGCAUGAUGACCCCCUUCAUGGGCAUCAGCCCCCUCCCGGGCGGAGAGCGCUUUCCGUACCCUUCUUUCCACUGGGACCCCAUCCGGGACCCCUUGAGGGAUCCUUACCGAGAACUUGACAUUCACCGGAGAGACCCGCUGGGCAGGGACUUUCUGCUAAGGAACGACCCGCUCCACCGGCUCUCGACUCCCCGGCUGUACGAAGCCGACCGCUCCUUCAGGGACCGGGAGCCUCACGACUACAGCCACCACCACCACCACCACCACCACCACCCGCUGUCUGUGGACCCUCGGCGGGAGCACGAGCGGGGAGGUCACCUGGACGAGCGGGAGCGCUUGCACAUGCUCAGAGAAGACUACGAGCACACGCGGCUCCACUCCGUGCACCCCGCCUCCCUCGACGGACACCUCCCCCACCCCAGCCUCAUCACCCCGGGACUCCCCAGCAUGCACUAUCCCCGCAUCAGCCCCACCGCGGGCCACCAGAACGGACUCCUCAACAAGACCCCUCCGACAGCAGCGCUGAGCGCACCUCCCCCGCUCAUCUCCACGCUGGGGGGCCGCCCGGUCUCUCCCAGAAGGACGACUCCUCUGUCCGCAGAGAUAAGGGAGAGGCCCCCUUCCCACACGCUGAAGGAUAUCGAGGCCCGAUAAGCCGAGAACAGGAGCACGAAUGAGGAAGAAACCCUAGGCAGACACCAGGCCAGACUUGAGAGACAGAACUCCUGCACGGCUCACAUAGACUGCGGGGACGGGGAAGCCCCACCUCUUCCCCUUGUAAAAAAUGUAUAGACUCUGCACAUUUUGAAAUGUUUUGUAUAUUAUAUGUUGAGAUUUUUCAGAUCUUUUAGCCCAGUCAUAUGUUCUCACGUCUCCUACUUUUUCUUUCUCGUAUAAAACUUUUUGAUUUGAACCAAAACAGUGAAGAUGACAACACACACCAAUUGGAUGAUAAUUUUGGGGGGGCGGGGGGAGAAGUCCAGGCCAUCCAUCAUGCAAAAUUCUUUCAGAUGAGGUGGGAAGACAGACAGUGUACAUAGUUAUGUAAAAAGAGAUUGCUUCAUGAGCUAAUGGUUCAUAUAUGCAAAAGGGUAAGAUGAAAGCUUUACUUUGUACAAAUGUAAAUAGGUAAAGAUUAAGUAACAUAAUACAUUAAUACUUCUUAAAAUGUGCUACUUGCAAACUUACUUAAUAUCAGUGAACACAGUCGGCUAAGGCUGUGUUCCCAUAUAUUGUUAUAGACAGCUAAACCCUUCAACUAUGCAAUGAAUGUUCGGGCUUUUCACAAAAGCCCGCCUAACUCAAAGGAGCCUUUUCAAAUCCAUUUACAACAUACUUAAGGUCAUAUUUUCCCUGAACAAGCGCUUACAUGAUAUGACUCUGUUUUCCUUGCUUGUUUUUUUUCAAACGGAGAAACAUCCUAUUUUGCAAAUUGGACCCCAGGCUGGAACUUAGCAUCUGAAGUUGCCGCUUGUGGGCUCUGGGGGAAAGUGCAGCCCCGGAGAGGUAACUGAGGACAUGAGCAACCGGUGCCAGGGAGGGUGGGAUUCGCCAGAUGCCAAAAUCAGGGGACGGGUGGUGGUGUCUGUCAGACACACACAGGUCGCCAGUGACUUCACACACACCUCAUGUGAGAACCAUGCCUUUUUUAGUGUGUCCUAUUUCAUACCUGUACACACUUCGUUUUGUAAUGAGAUUUACUUACACCCAAACAGAUCCUGAAAGAAAGCUUCAAGUUUUCUCAGAUGAUGGAUAUGUUUUCACUGUAUUCAAUAAGUGACCGAUGUAAGCUGCACGUUUCCCGAUGUGACGCACUGUAUUCCAGCUGGUGAUCAAGUCUGGGAAUAGCCGUAACAGGUCAACCUUGUGGAGCCAUCGCGAGUUAGAGGGUGAAAGAUGGCAGAAAAAAAGUCUUGUGUGUGAGUGUGUUUUUUGAGUUUGCAUCAAUCUUAAUGUCUCUUCAUAAUACUUUUAUAAUACAUUAAGCCUCUUGUCUACAUAUUUGGAGAGAAUAUGACUUUACUAGCAGAGAAAUACACUAUAUCUUGUCUACUGGACUGUAAAAUAUAUGUAUGAAAUAAAAUUAGUUCCAUUUGGUCUUCUAGUAUAUUAAAGUGCUAUCUGACGUUGUUAUCCUGUUUUUGCAAAAAAAAAAAAAAAAAGUUCAGACCAUUGUUUCUAAUAAGCAGAGAGAUCUAUUUUAGUAGUAAACUGAAGGUUUAGUUGUGAGCUUCAGAUUUUGUGAACUCCAGAUGUUGUGCGGUGUUUUUUUUUUUUUUUUUUUUUUUUGUUAUUUUGUUUUUUUGUUUUUUUAAAGACAACAACUAAAAAAAAAAAAUCCAAGGAAUAUGUACACUGGAACUGUAGUGGUAGCUUUCAGUAUUGUAAAGAGAUUGUUCUAUACGGACCUUUUUGCUGUUUAUCCUGUAUGUAAUAAAGUCCUUUCUAGAUCCUAUGUGAAAAGAAAAGUGAAGCAACUGAAUCUUCAGCAUGUUCUCAUCGGCGGAGCCUUCUUGUGUAAUGUAAACUGUGCCAUGUUAUUAAAAAAUGUGAACUAAGCUUCC